Molecule: messenger RNA, 5741 nt
Organism: Coregonus clupeaformis (lake whitefish)
Lineage: Eukaryota; Metazoa; Chordata; Actinopteri; Salmoniformes; Salmonidae
Gene: ache
Product: acetylcholinesterase
Exons: 11
Coding region: 411-2297 (628 amino acids)
Biological process (GO): choline metabolic process; acetylcholine catabolic process
Cellular component (GO): plasma membrane
Molecular function (GO): acetylcholinesterase activity
Source: RefSeq, a predicted model, not a curated record
CAUUGGCAGUCCCCCCCUGUCGUCAUAGCACCAUAGUACGGCUCUGACACUACCGAGAGAGAGAGAGGGGCACAAUAAACAGAAGACAUCUAUGUCUGACAGCGAGGCAGCGAAGACCGUAAUUUAAACCGCGCGUCUUUGCUCCCCAAGUAGAAACCCUCCUCACCCCAUGAACGGUGCCGGUGACACGGGGUUUAACGUCCUCUAAAGACGGUGACAGGGCGAGGAGGGAAGCUUGCCUUCCGGGGUAUUCAGCGAAGCAGCAGCUGAAGCAGAGUUGAUUUGGUUUUGACCACUGGAGGACCCACCACUAACUAGCCGGAUCUGAGGAACCAGACAGAACAGAGACCACACACCUCCGACUACCUGACAUCAGAACCGAGAAGUAAACAAACAACAACAACAGCGCCAUGCAUACCUCCACCGUCUUCCUCCUCCCCUUCUUCCUCCUCUCUCUCCUCGCCUCUUCCUCUUCCCAGAGCGACUCUCCGGAACUCAUCGUCACCAUGCUGGCAGGACGCGUCCGCGGCGUCCGACUACCGACGCCGGACCGGAGUCACGUGACCGCUUUCCUCGGAAUCCCAUUUGCGGAGCCCCCACUGGGCAAGAAGCGCUUCCGAAAGGCGGAGCCCAAGAAGCCGUGGUCGGACUUGUUAGAAGCUAGCUCCUACCCAAAUGCCUGCUACCAGUUCGUUGACACCUCUUUCCCCGGGUUCCAGGGAAGCGAGAUGUGGAACCCCAACAGGGAGAUGAGCGAGGACUGCCUCUACCUCAAUGUCUGGGUCCCCGCCUCCCCCAGACCUCACAACCUCACCGUGAUGGUAUGGAUCUACGGAGGGGGGUUCUACAGCGGCUCCUCGUCCCUGGAUGUGUACGACGGGCGCUACCUGGCUCACUCGGAGAGGGUGGUGGUGGUCUCCAUGAACUACCGUAUCGGGGCCUUUGGGUUCCUGGCUCUCCACGGCUCCUCGGAGGCCCCUGGGAACGUGGGGCUCCUAGACCAACGCAUGGCCCUCCAGUGGGUCCAGGAUAACAUACACUUCUUUGGGGGAAACCCCAAACAGGUGACCAUCUUUGGGGAGAGUGCCGGAGCAGUCUCUGUUGGGAUGCACCUCCUGUCUCCCGACAGUCGUCCCACCUUCACCCGAGCCAUCCUCCAGAGUGGAGCCCCAAACUGCCCCUGGGCCACUGUUACGCCAGCUGAAGCCCACCGGAGGGCCGUCAUGUUGGGGAAGCUCGUCGGCUGCCCCUCUGGGGGUAACGAUACGGAGCUGGUGGACUGUCUUCGCAACAAGCCCCCGCAGGAGCUCAUUGACCAGGAGUGGCAGGUCAUGCCGUGGUCUGCCAUCUUCCGUUUCUCCUUUGUGCCCGUCAUCGAUGGCGUGGUCCUUCCAGACAACCCCGAGGCCAUGCUCAGCUCAGGCAACUUCAAGGACACCCAAAUCCUGCUGGGGGUCAACCAGGAUGAGGGGUCCUUCUUCCUCCUUUAUGGAGCCCCCGGCUUCAGCAAGGACAAUGAGUCACUGAUCUCACGCGAGGACUUCCUGGAAAGCGUGAAGCUGAGUGUUCCGCAUGCCAACGAGAUCGGCCAGGAGGCCGUGGUGCUGCAGUAUACUGACUGGUUCGAUGAGAACAAUGGGGCAAAGAACCGUGAUGCCCUGGAUGAUGUGGUCGGAGACCAUAAUGUCAUCUGCCCCCUGCAGCACUUUGCCAGGAGCUAUGCCCAGUUUCACUCUAACCAGGGUGCCAACAAUGGCCAACAAGCAGGCAACGCUGGGGCCACGAAGGAUGGGAACUCACAAGGUGGAGUGUACCUGUACCUGUUUGACCACCGUGCGUCUAACCUGGCGUGGCCUGAGUGGAUGGGCGUUAUCCAUGGUUACGAGAUAGAGUUUGUGUUCGGCAUGCCGCUGGAGAAGAGACUGAACUACACAGCAGAGGAGGAGAAACUGAGCCGACGCAUGAUGAGAUACUGGGCCAACUUUGCACGCACCGGUAACCCCAAUAUCAACUUUGAUGGCAGUGUGGAUAGCAGGCGGAAGUGGCCCCAGUUCACCAACAGUGAACAGAAACACGUGGGUCUGAACACGGAAUCCCUGAAGAUCCACAAGGGCCUGCGGAAUCAGCUGUGUGCAUUUUGGAACCGCUUCCUGCCACGCCUCCUCAACAUCACCGAUAACAUAGACGAGGCGGAGCGUCAGUGGAAGGUGGAGUUCCAUCGUUGGUCCUCCUACAUGAUGCACUGGAAGAGCCAGUUCGACCAUUACAGCAAGCAGGAGCGCUGCACUGACCUCUGAGGAGAGCGAGAGAUAAUGACGACCAUGUCCUUCCAUAGUUUCCUACAUUUCUUCAUGUGAUAUGAUUUGUUAAGGCUUGCAUUUAACUUGAUGAAGGCCAAACAGUGGAUUCCUUUCCCCCACAAAAUCACAUUUUACUGUAUCACAAAUCAUAUUUUCUGUGUUUUUUGUUUUUGUUUCCAUUGCGGAUGUUUGGCUACCUAUAACACGUCCAUAAGCUGACAUUUUAUCAGCAUCAGAUUUAUUAUGGAAGGAGGUGGUCAUUGAUGAAGGCUGUGAAAAGGUGAACAUUUCAAAUGUGUGUCAAUACAGUACCUCUGAAGACUGCGUGUGUGUGUGUGUGUGUGUGUGUGUGUGUGUGUGUGUGUGUGUGUGUGUGUGUGUGUGUGCGUGCGUGUGCAUGCAUCUGUGGGCAUGCAUGCGUGUGUGUGUGCGCGCGGAAGUGUGGUACGACUGAACCUCUGUGAUCCACAUCACUUUUUUUUUUCUUUUUUUACUUAACUUUAUUAUUUUCCAGUUGAUACAAAUCUCGUUAUCUGCUUAUUUUUAAUUAUUUUUAUUUAAAACAGCUAUUUUGACCACUUUUCCACUGUCUAUCUAUGUAUCCGUUCACUUGUCGUUCGUCUAUCUGACCUUCCUUCUUUCUUUCUCUCUGGCUGUAUUAGUUAGGUGAUCUGUUGUUGUAUCUGUGUAGUGUCUUCUUCUGUCUCAAAUGACACCCUAUUCCCUAUAUAGUGCACUACUAAGCUCUGGUUGAAAGUAGUACACUCCAUAUGGAAAAGGGUGGGAUUCGGAAUACAAUCUGGGUCUGUAGAGCGUCUUCUUUUGCAUCUCUAAUUACACCCUAUUCCCUACAUGGUGCACUACUAAGCUCUGGUCGAAAGUAGUACAUGGAAUAGGGUGUGGUUUGGGAUGUAGUCUGGGUGGGUCCAAACCUAAAACCUUUGAUCAAUUAUUAUAGGAAUCUGGAGCCAUGUAAAUCCCUGUUUGCUGGGUUAGAAAAGAACUACACUGAAAAAAAACGAUUAGACUGUGUGUGUGUCUGUGUGAGUUACACUACAUGGAUAUACACAGACAAGUGCAUACAAAGUUCAUACACACACACACACUAUCGCUCUCUCACAUACUGACACACACACCGGCUCACGCACACACAGAGUGGAUUGAAAAACGUGCACAGAGGACAAAUAUUCACAUGUUCAGUGAUCAACAAGAUAGACAUGUAGUCAUGUUAUAUGUCACACGUCUAUCUUGUUGAUCGCUGAACUUGUGAGUAUUGGUCCUCAGUGCACGUUUUUCAAUCCACUCUGUGUGUGUGUGUGUGUGUGUGUGUGUGUGUGUGUGUGUGUUUCGUUGUGUGAUAGAGCAAUGAUGUGAAAUUUGUAUGCACUUGUCAGUGUAUAUCCACAUACCUCUGUCAAUCACCUAUAUGUAGCCAAGCACUCGUGAAUGUCAGUCACACCCACUGUUGUUUGUUCUAGCGUCAGAAUGCAGUAAAGUAUUAUAUAUUGUGGAUGUGCAUACCACUGAUGUUGUCUGUGUCUCGCUCCCCUCCAUCUCUCUCUUUUGUCCUAUCCAACUCUCUCCCGUCUCAACCACCCCCCCAUCCUCCAUCUCUCCGUGUCCCCAGAGGACGAACGGUUCUCGUUAGUCUAAUGGAGGCUGAAGUAAUUCACUCAGUGUGUGUGUGUGUGUGUAAUUCACUCAGUGCUCCAGUAAAACGACAGGAUGCUGCGUCAGCCAUUCACUGGCUAUGAGACUGACAGGCCUGCUUGGGCUGUACUGCUGCAGUGGCUGGGGCUGAUGGAGAGAGCGGGAGGAGAGAGGGAGGGGGGUGGUGAGUGGGAAAUGGAGAGAGAGAGGGUAAAGAUAAAAGGAGAGAGGGAGAUGGAGGGAAAGAAUAAAACAGGGUUACGUACUCCACUCGUCUAUAUUAAGGUUAUUUAUUAUUAAUGUGACAUAUACGUACUAUCUAGGUGUGAGUUUCUACUCAUCUUUUUCAGUAUUUUAUUUUGCAGUUGCAUUCUUCAGGUUUAAACCAACUACAGAUGUCAGAGUAUAAGAGACUGUCUGGAGUGUUUAUCUAUCUGUUGAGAUUGUUCUGAGUUUGGCUGCUCUCGUGGGGACUUUGACAUGAUAAAUCCGUCCGUCUGUCUAUCUGUCUUUGUGUGUUCCGUCUGUCCGUCCAUCUCUGUGUGUCUAAUUGUCUGUCAGUGUGAGUCUACCUUUUGUUUGUUUGUUUAUCUGUGUCCACCUCUGUCUCUGCUUGUCUUUGUCUACUUGUCUGUGUGUCCAUCUGCCCGUCUCUAUACAGUUUUUGUAUGAUGUCAUACUUUUGUGAUGUCAUAUGUGUAAUGUCAUAUUUAUUUGAACUUGCGUUCGUUGACAUUGUGGAAGGGAUCUGGAUCAGCCUAGUGAUUGGUCAGUGGGUCUUUCAGCAAAGCAUUAUGAUUGAUUUAUUUACCGGCAUGUACAACUCCUAUUUAACGACUGGAGUAGAGUAGUCUAGCUUUUUAAAAAAUUAGUUAAAAUAAAAAAGUAACUUAUAUUGACAAUAAUUGAAAAAAAGUUCCAAGACUAUCUGUAAUUAUUUAGAUACUGGUUCAGUCCCAAAUGGCACCAUAUUCCCUACAUAGUGCAUUACUUUUGAUCAGGGCCUAUAGGGCUCUGGUCAAAAGUAGUGCACUAUAUAGGGAAAGGGUUGCCAUUUGGGUCGCAUCCACUUUGUUUGACUGAAAAGAAUGCAUGUGUGUAUCUAUGGAUUGGCUGCGUGAGUGUUCCGAUGAUGACUGAGUGACAGCUGCUCAAGCACCUCUUUUCCAAUAAGAGGGCCUGCUUACCCUUUCUCCUCCAAUAAUAUCCCUUUGUGCAUGUGCCAAGCACCCACCCCCAUCUCUGUAUUCUGCUCCAAAUUUAUGACCGUUAUUUUCUGUAACAAUAUAAUACCCCUGAUGUACUUUGAUUAUUAUUACAAUUAUUAUAGCUUUGAAAUUACAGUUGAUGUUAGCAAUAAUAUAACACAUUGAUUACUAAAUAUAUGACAUUUAUUGUACGACAAAGGUGAUUAUGAUGAUCAAGAUUGACAAAGCAAUAUAAUAUAUAUAAAGAGUGCCAUAUUUUUAUUUGAAUUGUUAUAUUAUUUUUAUUGUCAAUCCAACAGUAUUACUACAAUACUACUACAGUAUACUAGUCUAAACAGUAUAUAGAGUAUAUACAGUAUCAUGGGUAUAUACAGCAUAGUAUCUACUGUAUAUAGUAUAUACAGUCUAUACUAGUAACACUACUGUACUAUUACAGUACUACUACUUCUGCAUCAUUUGUUAUGGUCGCUAGUACUUUAAAUAAUACAUUAGAAUGGCUUUGUAGAAGUAUGUAUUCAUGAAUGCCAGCUUGUUGUUUGUCAAAUUGCAACAAAAUAAAGACACCUUGCUUGUUUACCUCUAA